Molecule: messenger RNA, 1120 nt
Organism: Mercenaria mercenaria
Lineage: Eukaryota; Metazoa; Mollusca; Bivalvia; Venerida; Veneridae
Product: sulfotransferase 1E1-like
Exons: 7
Coding region: 126-1046 (306 amino acids)
Biological process (GO): sulfation
Cellular component (GO): cytoplasm
Molecular function (GO): sulfotransferase activity
Source: RefSeq, a predicted model, not a curated record
CGAUAACGUACUUGAACGGAAAUUGGUCGCACAGAGCCUGGUUCAAACAAAAUUGCGAAUUGCAGAUACAAGGCAGUGGAUGACGCGGAUAAUUUUGUUAACCUUAUUAAGAUAAAAGAACUACCAUGACAGAAGUGAUUCUCACGGACGCUGACGGGAACACUUUAAGGUCUGGUAUAGAUGUUGGUGGUAUUGUCACACCUGAUGCGUCAAUGGAUCCAAUGAGAAAUAAACGCAUUUUUGACGAAUUACAAACUUUUAAGUUUCGAGAUGACGAUAUUAUGCUAUGUACAUUUCCGAAAUGUGGCACAAACUGGAUGUAUGAAAUACUGACCAUGAUAAAUAACAAGUCAUCGGAGAGAGUUGCAAGUUACAAGUUGAUGUCUAUGCUUGAGUGCAAGGCCCAAGUGUAUAUUAAUGCGUUAGAAUCGCCACGUGUUAUCAAUUCACACUUGAGACCAAGCUUACUUCCCAAGGAUCUCAGCCAAAGAAAAAUUAAAACCAUUCUUUGUCUUCGUAACCCGAAGGAUGUUGCAGCUUCUUUCUAUCAUCAUAUAGUUGGACUGUCUCAUUAUGGAUAUACAGGGACAUUUGAGGCCUGGUUACCUCUGUACUUGGAAGGAUACUUGGAAGAUGGCAAGUAUACUGACUAUUUGCUGGAAUGGGAGAGAGCAAUUACUGAUGGUUUGGACUUUCCAUUGCAUCUGAUGUUUUAUGAAGAUCUAAAACUGGAUACGAAAACAGAAUUGAACAAGUUGCUGCAAUUUCUAGAUGCAGACUUAGACAUAACACUGAAAAAUGGCAUUAUAGAAGCUUGCAGUUUUCAGAAUAUGGCCAAAGAAAAAGAAAUAAUGUCGAAAGAGCUUAUUCAGCGGCUAUUCAAAGAGGGAUUCCGUUUCUUCCGAAAAGGGGAAAUAGGUGAUUGGAAGAAUUUGUUCACAGUUGCACAAAACAAACUUUUUGAUGACAGAUGGAACAAUGAAAUGAAGAAUUCGAAAAUGUUCAAAUUUCUGUACACAGCACCUACUUUAACUGAUAGGAAAUAGUAACGCUUAAAGCCAGUUUUUAUCUAAUUAAAGUAUUUAAAAGGCUUACAUAUAUCAAAAUUUUGCAAAAUGAA